AUGAAAAUGGCUGUAAAUUGUAAGACCGCUAGUCACGAACCGAGUACCGACGGAGAUAUCCAAUCCACUACAUCUCAAAAUGAUGACCAUGCUAAUCAGCCACGAGAUCCCCAUACAAUAGGAAAAAAAAUAAAUGAGUACCAGGCACUCAUGAGUUUAAUCAAGGGUAAUAUUGGCACUGGGAUACUUUCUAUGCCAGUUGUUCUGAGAUAUGCUGGUCUGUGGACUGGAUUUACUAUGAUUAUAGUAUCAGGGAUUUUGUCAACUUACUUAAUGCAUGUUCUUUUGAGAACUGCCAAUGCAGUUCAGCAAAGACAUAAUUGGGAUAGAUCAAAAAUGGAUUAUGCCGAGACCGCAUUUCUAGUGCUCAAAUAUGGUCCAGAAAGAUUAAGAAAGCCCAAAGGAAAGUUGAAACAUACGGUCAAUGGAUUUUUGAUUUUGACACAAGUUGGGUCUUGUUGUGUUUACACCCUAUUUAUCACGGAAAAUAUUCGAUACUUUUUAAUGUCCUUCUUCCCACAUCUAACUCUCAAUGUGUAUCUAGUGGGAUUUAUUGUUUGUCUAAUACUAAUUCUAAUGAAUUUUAAAAGUAGUAUGCGUGUAGUCACCUAUUUAUCCGGUUUGGCUAAUAUAUGCACUGCAAUUGGUAUGAUAUUAAUAUUCAUCUAUUUAUUCACAUCUGGAUUACAUUCAAUAUAUGAAUUUCCGGCUGUUACCAAUUUCAAUGGUCUACUAAUUGCAUUUAGUAUUGUCAUGUUUUCAUUUGAAGGAAUUAGUCUGGUAUUACCUAUUCAAAGUAAAAUGAUUGAUCCUACUGGAUAUGGUUUACCAUUUGGUGUUUUAACUACUGGCAUGAUUAUUGUUAUCUGUAUGAAUGUAGCUGUUGGAUUUUAUGGGUUUUUAAAAUUUGGUGAAGAAUCUGAAGGAAGUAUCACGUUAAAUAUACCGCAAGUGCCUUAGUAAGUUCAAGUUGUUUACUGACUGAAGAUGAUCGUGAUAUCAUGUAUUUCCUUGUAUGUAAUAUGUCGUUUCACAUAAAACUUACACUUCUCGGUUAGUGGUUCGGCUGAUAUUUUUUUAUGGAGAACUGCUGUAUUUAUUCACAAACAUUAAGAAAUCUGUGAUGUGUUAACAUUUUGCCCUGUUUCUUGACAACUGAUUUAGAAAGUAGAUUACUCCAGGGUGUGCUGAACCUAGACUUCAGGUACAAGGUAAAUAUGGCAAGUACGUUGAUGUGGUACUUAAGUUAUGUGUUAUGUUUGACUAACUAUCCCUUACCUCGAUGCACUGUUUAGAGCCAUAUUAUUAAGUUGGAAAAAAGCCAAGGGUGGUCAGACGAAGGCGUCACAUUAAUCCAUUAAUUCAUUGACUGUUUUACUGAGCUGUAUUGGUAGAUGCAGAUUUUCUGACUAUGGCCAGCGCGAUUAUUCUAACCAAUGGUCGGAGACGGGUGAUUCAGAAUCGGUCAUAUUCGCGAUCUCAUCUAAAUGUACUAAUGAAGUCAACCAGCUUGAACCAAUUCACACACGUGCCACGUUAUAUGUCGCGCUAAACUAACUGACCGACAAUGACAUGAAUGUAUUAUUUAGUUAAAUUAAACUACCCUUUCUCACCAUACAGGUCACACAUUUUUCAUCAUUAACAGUGCACACACACACACACACACACGAAUUUACAUACAUUCGCUUAUGAACCACCUUGACGGAAAUGACAUGACAUUGAUUUGUUCAGACUUGUUUUUUGACUGAUCACAAUAUUCUUGUUGUUCCAUUGUACUAUUUGAACUUGGAUUAAUUUUGAUUUGGUUAUUUGUUUUCUGAAGAAGUGGCUUACAAUGAGUCACAGAACGUCAGAAAAUCUAAUUUUUCUACCUAUUGGGAUAUUACAAAUAUAUUAAUUAAUUAAUUUUAUUCAUUCCUUUUAUUCCUCGAAUUCAUUUUUUUCCGAAUCAUAUUGUCGAAAUGUGUAAUCAUUUUUACUACUACUGAUGCUGUCACUAUUUUUACUA
Messenger RNA from Schistosoma curassoni, 2008 nucleotides. NCBI's taxonomy places the organism in Eukaryota, Metazoa, Platyhelminthes, Trematoda, Strigeidida, Schistosomatidae. The record is from the annotation of a GenBank genome assembly.